GCUCACAGCCUCAGCGUUCGGGAGGCUUGCAGGUUGGGGCCAUGGUUCCAGUUCAGGAACAGUGCGUAGACUUCACCGGCAUCGUAGAGGAGACCCGGAAGGUGGAUAUCGAUGGCGAGAAAGUGACAGACCCCGACGACAUCAAUGCCAAGGUGGCGGCCGGUGACAAGGAUGCGAAAGAUGCGAAGGCGGAGCCCGUGAAGGGCGCGCUGGCCUUUGGCGAAGAGGUUGACAUCUACGAGCUGCGCAACAGCGGGUUCCUGCUGCAGUACUUCGCAGUGGGGGUGAUCUAUGGCGGAUUGCCCGCCACCAUCUACGGCUUCUUCCUAGGAUACCUGAAUGUCCCCGGCUACGUCUAUGCCACUGCUUCGGUGGUGACCACAAUGCCCUGGAGUUUCAAGGUGCUCUUCGGCCUCCUGAAUGACUGCCUUCCGAUCCGGGGCUACCGGCGCAAGCCCUACAUGGUCCUGGGCUGGUCCCUUUGCUUUGCCACGCUGGUGAUCCUGGCCAUGAAGCCUUUGCCGGAGCCCUACUACUGCCGCAGCCCCGAUGGCGGCCUGGACGAGGACCGUGUGUGCAACGCGGAGGCGCAGUGGGCGGGCGGCAGCUUCGCCAUGCUCAUGUGCCUGGCGGCGCUGGGCUAUGUCAUCGCAGAUGUCGCGGCAGACGGCCUCAUGGUGGAGUUUGCUCAACGAGAGCCAGAGGAGAAGCGUGGAACCAUCCAGACCACUAUCUAUUUGGUGCGAUCUCUGGGCUGCAUUGCAUCCGUGGCCUUGGUGGGCGUGGGCAUGAACGGCAAGGAGUACAACGGCGACUUCAACUUCACGCUGUCGUUUUCGCAGAUCAUGAUGAUCUUCUCCCUGCCCGCCGGCGCCAUGAUCCCUGUCUCGUGGUUCCUGGUCAAGGACGCUCCCAUCCAGCAGGGGGAGCGCAAGUCGCUGCGGCUCUAUGCCUCGCAAGCAUGGCAGCUCAUCACCAAGAAGGCCAUCUUCAUGGUCGUGAUGUUCAACUUCUGGGAAGCCCUGCUGGGCCGCAUCAGCACCACUGCUGGAGGUUUGGUGAAGAGCCAAUGGGCGGGUGUCAAGAACUUUCAGAACCAGCUUUUUACGUUGGUGUCCCUGCUCGUCUUGGCCUAUUCCCUGCACCAAGUCAAGAAGCGCUUUCUCAACUACAGCUGGAGAAAGAUGCUGCUGCUCACUGGAAUCAUUCUCAACGUCAUGGAUGGAACUUUGGCCUUGCUCACCACCUACGAUGUGGUCAGAAAUCAGUACUUCUACCUGGGAGAGACUGUGUUGGAUGAGAUUCCAGCGGCUGCCAACUUCGUGGUGGGAACCUUCAUCAUUGUGGAGAUGGCUGACCAGGGCAACGAGGGCCUCACCUAUGGCCUCCUCACCACGGUGAGCAACCUUGGCAGCCCCUUCUCCCGAGCCAUCAGCAACCAGAUUUUUGGUCUCUUCGAGCCCAACUUGUCUGACUCCAAGAACUACAAGGAAGAUACCAUGGAAUUCCGGAACACCGUGGCCCUCUCGUUUAUGGUGAGCUACGCCUUUUCCUUCGUGACCUUCGGCUUGCUGUUUCUGCUUCCGCGGCAGAAGGCAGAGGCGCAGCGCAGGAAGCGAGAGUGGUCCCAACAUCCGGCCUAUGGCUACAUCACGGUAUGUCUUGUGACCUUCGCUCUUUGCUACUCCCUGGUCGUGAACUUCAUGACGAUGAUUCCGGAGACCGCAUGCCUGGAGAUCGUGGGCGGCAGCGGGUGCUGAGAUCUCGUGUGAGGGCCGUUCCCUUGGCGCCACCUGGUGCUGCACGCUCAAGACGUGCGCCCAGACUCUUGGUGUGAAGGAAGUGGUACCAGGACGGCUCGCUCAGGACAGGAGUUACAGGAAUUCAACGUAGCAUGAACCAAAUUCAGGCUGACAAGAACGGAAUGCCUUGGUAUACCCAG
This is a messenger RNA of Effrenium voratum, 1942 nucleotides long. The record is from the annotation of a GenBank genome assembly. NCBI's taxonomy places the organism in Eukaryota, Dinophyceae, Suessiales, Symbiodiniaceae.